Messenger RNA from Canariomyces notabilis, 961 nucleotides. RefSeq lists its product as uncharacterized. Bases 235 to 711 code for a protein of 158 amino acids. The transcript is spliced from 2 exons. Lineage: Eukaryota; Fungi; Ascomycota; Sordariomycetes; Sordariales; Chaetomiaceae. The record is from RefSeq and is a predicted model, not a curated record.
CAGCUACUUUCCAGCAGGUCAAUCACCAAGCUAUGACAUCAUCGAGCGAGCUCAGUCUUGCGAUGAUCUCAAAGCAGUUUCAGCUUCAAAAUCACCACUUAACUUGCCAUACAAUCCUCAGACACUCAAUCAAGACAAAUCAACAAUCAGGGGAAUCAAAUUCCUAACGACCAGUAACGCGGGAAUCAACACAGAAACCAAAGCAGAAACACACACAACCUCCAACAAGAAACCAUGUCACUCAUCACAGAACGAACCGUUCUUGCCGCCCGCCGUCUGGCGCUGGCAAACAGCACGACCUCCUCCGCCGCCUCCAUGCUCCCGCGCGCCGCCUUCUCCACAUCCACACCCGUCCAAAGGUCGGCCGUCGAGUCAGCCAAGGACGCGCUCAAGAGCGUUGACCGCAAGGUCAGCGACAAGCUCGUUGACGGCAUCAACAUCGGAGCCACGGUAGCCGAGAAGCUCAAAGAUGCCUCCACCGCCACAGUAGCCGAGAAGCUCAAGGAAGCUUCCUCAGAGGUCUCCUCGGGCAAGGUGACGGGCAAGGCGGCCGAGCUGCGCGGGGAAGCGGCCGGCAAGGCGAGCGAGAUGGCGGGCAAGGCUAAAGGGAUGGCGGGGGAGGUGGAGGGCAAGGCCAAGGGCGCUGCCGCCGAGGUGGAGGGCAAGGCGAAAGAGGCCAAGGAGGAGGUGAAGGAGAAGCUCUCACCCUAACUUGACCGCGGCCUUGAGUAAGUGAGCGAGGGAAGGACAGCGGGUGGGAAGGUGGGAAUGCUGGCAGUAACGCCAUAAUGAGGGAAUAGGACGAGGAAGCUUUCACCUAUGAGUACGGGGGUUGAAGAAGGGCGGUAGUGCUGUAUGAUAUGUAUGGAACGUUGAGGAUUUCAUGGGACGGCUAUGAGCAUCGUUUUCGAAGAUAUCAAAUUGAUCAUCAAGACCACCAUUGUUGGCGGGGCGCCCUGUC